Candoia aspera is the source of this 5390-nucleotide messenger RNA. RefSeq names its product von Willebrand factor C and EGF domains (gene VWCE). Gene Ontology annotation, biological process: cellular response to virus. The record is from RefSeq and is a predicted model, not a curated record. Gene Ontology annotation, molecular function: protein binding; calcium ion binding. Bases 42 to 3032 code for a protein of 996 amino acids. The transcript is spliced from 20 exons. Lineage: Eukaryota; Metazoa; Chordata; Lepidosauria; Squamata; Candoiidae. Gene Ontology annotation, cellular component: cytoplasm.
UGGAGGAAGCAAAGCACCUCUGCGGACUGGGAGGCGCUGUCAUGUUGGCCGAGCUGCUCUUCCAGGCUGCUUGGAUGGCUGUGUUCCUUCAAGGGACUCAGGGGAGACUCUACACAGGAAGGAGGAAUCUUGCCAACUUCGCCGUAGAGAGGCAUCGCAUUGGACCACAUGUUUGUCUCUCUGGUUUUGGAAGUGGAUGCUGUCCUGGGUGGAUACCAUCUCCAGGGAGUGGACAGUGCACCUUGCCACUCUGUUCCUUUGGCUGUGGCAGUGGUUUCUGCAUAGCUCCCAAUGUCUGUGCCUGCAGGGACGGAAGGCAGGGCGUCACCUGUCAAGACCCUGCUGGAGCCUGUGGGGAGUAUGGCUGUGACCUCACCUGCAAUCAUGGGGGCUGCCAGGAGGUGGCAAGGGUGUGCCCGCUGGGAUUCUCUAUGACUGAGACAGCUAAUGGUGUACGUUGUGUGGACAUUGAUGAGUGCCUGAAUGCUUCCUGCGAGGGGCUUUGUGUGAACACAGAAGGGGGCUUUGUGUGCGAAUGUGGCCCGGGGAUGCAACUUGCCACUGACCGGCACAGUUGUCAAGAUACUGAUGAGUGCCUAGCAACACCCUGCCAGCAGCACUGCCAAAACAGUAUCGGCAGCUAUCAGUGUUCCUGCCACCCUGGGUUCUACCUGCAUGGCAACCGACAUUCCUGCAUGGAUGUGAAUGAAUGCCGCCGACCCAGUGAGAAGCGAACCUGCCACCACUCCUGCCACAAUACGCUGGGGAGUUUUAUGUGCAGCUGUCAUCCAGGCUACCGGCUCAGUGUGGACAGAGUGUCCUGUGAAGGUUUUUCAAAGUCCAGCCUGGCCCCUUCUCCCAUUUUACAAUCUCUCCAGCAGCCACCAACUCUGCUGCGCCUUUCUCCAGAAUCUGUAGGACCUGUCUUGCCCCCCAGAGGUUCCCCUCCUUCCCCAGCCCUUGCUCUCUCGAGGGUACCAGGAACCCCAUCUCCGUUCCCACUCCUUCCCAUUUUCUCAGGGCUUCCUCCUGCAGCUUCUCCCACCUCCACAUCUCCUCCCCGCAGCUCAUCUUUUGGCACCUCCUUCUGGCCCAGAACUGCCAGGCCUUCUCCACCACCUCUGCUUCAAAAGAAGGUUAGCCCACCCCUUCCCCCAAGCCCUUUAUCUCCCUCAGCUCCCCCUGAUGCCCUGCCAUCUGCCUGCUGGCAUGGAGGGGUUCUUCAUGAAAAUAGCAGCUACUGGACAGAACCACCAUGUCUGAAUUGCUCGUGUAAGGGUGGACAAGUGUUUUGUCGAGCAGUGAUAUGUGAAGUUUCCUGCUCUCACCCAAUUCCUCCAGCCCAGGGAGAGUGCUGUCCUAGCUGUGCAGGCUGUUUCUAUUAUGGGAUGUCCAGAGUUGAAGGGGACGUAUUCUCUCUCUCUGAGGAGAACUGCACAGUCUGUGUCUGCCUGGCAGGCAACAUUUCCUGUAUUUCUCCAGAAUGUACACCCAGCCCAUGUCCCAGUUCUGCUCAGACAGACUGUUGUCCCUGCCAGCCAGCAGAGUGUCAUUUCCGCGGGCAGAUAUAUGCAGAGGGGACUGAGUUCAACCCUGAUGGUGAUGACUGUACCACCUGUGUGUGCAGGCAAGGUGAAGUAGAGUGCUCCUUCAUUCCCUGCCCUACACCAGGAUGUCCCCGUGAGGACUGGCUGCUGGCUCCAGGGCAAUGCUGCUUCACCUGCCGAAGGACUGGACCCAUGACAGGUUGCUUUAUAGAUGACAAUGGAGUUGAAUUUCCAGUAGGACAACUCUGGUCACCGGGUGAUCCCUGUGAGUUAUGCAUCUGCCAGGCAGAUGGUUCAGUGAGCUGUAAGAGGACAGAUUGUUUGGAGAUGUGUCCUCAUCCAAUCCAAAUCCCAGGACAGUGCUGUCCAGACUGCUCAGCAGGCUGCACCUAUGCAGGGAAGAUCUUCUAUAACAAUGAAACCUUCCCCUCUGUCUUGGAUCCAUGCCUGAGUUGCAUUUGUUUGCUGGGCUCUGUGGCGUGUUCUCCGGUGGACUGUGUCAUAUUUUGUACAUACCCUUUCCAUCCAGAAGGCGAGUGCUGUCCAAUUUGUCAUGAUUGCAAUUACAAGGGAAGAAAAGUAAUCAAUGGAUACAACUUUGUUCCAGAAGAUGAACCCUGUGUUUAUUGUACCUGCCAGCUUGGGGAGGUGAGCUGCAAGAAGUCCUGUCCAAACACCUGUAUGGAGCCCUUUGGUCCCUUGACUCAUUGCUGCCUGGACUGCCAAAAUAAUGAAGUUACAGAUGAUUUGGCCUCCCUGGAGAAUAGAGUAGCCAACCCUGUCUUGGAAGAUGGAGCAUCAGAGACAUCCUUGCAAACUCUUCAAAGAGGUUACACAGCCCUGGUGUCUGACAGCCACUGCAGCUACUGCAGCUCUACCUCCAACAUUGCUUCACUCACUCCAGAGGUUCCUCUUGAGGCAAGUAAUGCAAGUGAACAGGAGACUCUACUUAUGAACACAACCGCACUAGGGAAUGUUGGACUCCACCAAACCAGACCAGGAGAGGCCAUCAGGUUGCAUCUCAAUGAACCACCAAGUGGCAUCCCUCCUUCUUGGCUAGGCCAUUCAGCAAUUCCUCAGAUAAAGCCAGAGUCCACUGUACCACUUCUAAGUAACCCAGAAAGCUUUGGAGAUCUUCCUGGCAGAUCAACUGGAUCCUCUAUGACUCAUUCCAGCCUGUCUUCUCUUUAUUCAAGUACAAGCAGAACCACUGCAUCUCCCACUGCUGCUCAUACUUCCAUUCCACCCACUCCAACUAACCUCAGAAAUUCCAUAACUGCCUUAUUUCAGCGUUCAAACACCCACAACCUUCCUCUGCCAGCUGAAACAUUUUCUCCUUCAGCCAGCUCUAAUCUAGAUUCCCUUCAAGAGCUUCCUAACAGCCCAACCCACAUAACACAGUUUUCUUUGGAUGAGAAAAAUGUGGGGAACAACUCUAAAUUAACUCCUAGUGAUGAGAAUAGCCUCACUAAUAUAUCUCCAUAGAUUGGGGAAAAUGCUGGACUUAUUUCGAGUAACAGGAACAUAACCACUUUAAUCUCAUAAAAACAGCAGCAUCUACCUAUAAGGUUGCUGGUAGCUAGUUUUCCCACUAUGUAUUCAUGGCAAUAACCACUUUCUGGCUUCUCAGAGAGCAGGCCCUCUUAGUGGGGAGAUCACUUCAACCCUUGCUUGGGUUGAAGUACUAAGACCUCCUUGGAUUUAGAAGACAAUAGAAAAAUCCUUUUAUUUGCAGUAUCAGUAUACACAUUCCAGUAAAGCAUAAAGAUUUCAGAAUGGAAGCAUGGCAAAUAGUAGGACCAUAGGCUAAUUCACCCUCUUCUACUGUGUGUUGUAUCCCUAAAGCCAGCAAGGGAAACAAUAAUUUGUUCCAGGAGUCACACAAUAAGUUUUCUCACACCGUGUCUAAUAUAGAUAUUCUGUUGCUGUUUGCAGUCCUAUAUGGACAUUUCAGGACUGAUUAUGUUGAAGAAAUGUGGCUGUUGAAGAAAUGAAGUCAGAAAUGAACUAAACAUUGUUUUACAAAACUAUUCUGUACUGUAUACUGGUAUGUACAAAACUGAUUCUUAUAGUGGAAGAUUUCCACUAAGUCUUUUCUAGUUCUGGUUACAGAUGUGUUAGUGUGUAUAGAAUUCUGCAAUUCAGAUGAUAAUAUGUUGAAACUUGAUUUAUAUGAACACUAAAGCUAUAGUAUCAUAUCUAAAGGUAAUGUAUUUUUCUAUGCCGCAGUUAAAAAUACAUUGCAAAGCUAAGCUUCUUAUGAGAAUUUCAUUUAAGAUUUCUUUGGUGAUGUUCCCAGUCUUUGGGAACAUUUAGUUCUUGAAAGGCUUUGAAAGUUGGGUGCAGCCCACUCAUAAAACAGGCAGCAUGACUGAAUUUUCUCAGGUACCUCAAAGAGGUGUCCAGUAAGGGUAUGUCAGCUUUUGAUAUUUGAAACCAGAAGGACUGUUGUUGUUUUCCCCCAUUCAAUAUCUCUGGGAAUUCUAAUUUUGUGAGAUUUCCAAUAAGUCUUUGUUGGGUGAUCUUUUAUGUAAUAGUGCUUCCUAAAGUUCCACGGCUAGCAUCAUUGUUCCUCUUUAAGCUUGGGUCUGAUGUAAAUGGACAGUAUCACAUACUGUGCUAGAGCGGUGCAGUGCUUCAGUUUCAAAGGCACAAAGGUGCUUCAGAGAGCACAAGAGCAGGAACUUAUCCCCUGCUUGCAGCUCAGUAAAGCAACAGUGCCUUUUCUCUGUGUCAUGUGGCUGUCCUCUCAGCUGCAGCGUGUUACUGGAAGAAGAUGCAUUUGGUCAAGGAGCUGCAAAUGGUGUUAGGUUAGUGCCUUGACAUGUUCUGGAGCACCCUUUUGCCUUUGAAUUCGAAGGGCAGAACAGCCAUAUGGAAUAUAACUUUGGGCACAUCCUGCGGCAGUUUGAAAAGUGGUUUGGAGCACAUCUAUGGUGCAUCCUUGGCUGGUUCAACUCCCAUAAGGCAGGUAGAGCCCAAUAUAUCCUCAACUGUAGCUUUGCUGGCAUCUAAGCCUUAGUCAAAUGAGCAUCCUCAGAAAGGGCCUUCUCAUCUGCAAUUUUUGCAGGUGGUAACCCAGAAAGUGCAAAACACUACUGUCUGGACAGGCAAAUCCACAUAUUAAGAAGCCAGUGUAGGAGUCUGAAGUGUUUGAUAUAGUUACACAGUUGGCCACAGACCUUCUGAGUGACUUUUGGUAAGGUUCUCAAACUGAUUCAGUUCAGUUCUGUCAAAACCACUCUACCUCAUAGGGCAUGUAAUGGCUUUAUGUUGGGUUAAAGUUGAUUUCCUCCAAGGAAUCCUGAAAAAUUGAGGAGACUAAAAAUUCACUAAAGAUUCCAACUCCCUUUCAUGGAACUACAUUUGUGGAAGGGGGAAUAAAAACCAUGUUAUGCCUCAUGUUGCUAUGCCUUGAACUAAUAAUGAACUAUGGCUUGAAGUGACAUUGCCUGGUUAUCAAGACAGCUGCAUCCUAUUCUCUUGCCACCCCUCCCCCUGAUUAAAGCCAUUUUUGUCAAUAUCCCCUAAAUUAGGGCAGAUUAGGGCACAUUGCUUGACGCCAUCGAUUGGACAAUGUGACUGACCUGCAUGAAAAGUUUUAUUGGUAGAUAUGAUAAAGUGCCUUUGUUUGUGAUGGCCACAUGCAUGUUUUCAUUUGGGCAGGAAUUAAAUGACAUUUCUGUAUGAAUUUACCUUGGUAUGUUGCAAUAUCAAAAUGAAUGCCUAUAUUGUGUGUUUCAUAUAUUGUUAUAAAAAUUUGGUAUUACAGUGCUGUGAACAAUUCCAUUUAAACAAAAUACUUUGUUUUAAAAAAUAAAAAAUAUAAUAAUAGAAAUUAUG